Lodderomyces theae is the source of this 1293-nucleotide messenger RNA. RefSeq names its product Ecm33p (gene ECM33). Bases 1 to 1293 code for a protein of 430 amino acids. Gene Ontology annotation, biological process: fungal-type cell wall organization. The record is from RefSeq and is a predicted model, not a curated record. Lineage: Eukaryota; Fungi; Ascomycota; Pichiomycetes; Serinales; Debaryomycetaceae. Gene Ontology annotation, cellular component: fungal-type cell wall; plasma membrane. The transcript is spliced from 2 exons.
AUGCAAUUGAAAAACUUGUUAGCUGUCUCAGCUAUCGCAGGAUUUGCUUCCGCUGCCAACAACUCCACUUUAACUACAGCCACCCCAUCGAUAAACUCGGGUUGUUCUUUCUCAGACUUCACCGCUACUGCUUCAUCACAAGUUUCUCAAGUUGCUGCUUGUGAAACUGCUGCUGGUACUGUUGUCAUCAAUGGUGAUGCUUUUGGUUCAGUCGAAUUGACUGGUUUGCAACAAUUCUACGGAGACUUGGCCAUCAGAAACGUCACCAAAGCUCAAACUAUUAACGCACCAACCUUGCAAUUGGUUUCAGGUGAUUUGGAAGUUAACGCUUGUACCGUUUUGUCUAACUUGAACUUGGCCCAAUUGACCACCGUUGGUACCUUGGAAUUGAACGCUUUGCCAGCUUUGGAAUCAACUGGGUUGUCUGCUGGUUUGACUUCUGCUGAAUCCAUCAUUGUUUCCGAUACCGGUUUGAACCACUUGACAGGUAUCAAUGUCUACCAAUUGAAGGUCUUCAACGUUAACAAUAACGGCGAUAUCGACUCAAUUGACUCUGGUUUGCAAGAAGUUACUGACACUAUUGACAUUUCCUACAAUGCCGAAAAGGUCGACGUCAACUUGGAUCAAUUGACCUCAGCAAAGAACAUUGUCUUGCAACAAGUCAACUCUUUCAAUGCCCCAAACUUGACUGUCGCUAACGGUUCAAUCUCUGUCACUUCGUCUUCUCUCGAAAAGCUUGAAUUGGCUCAAUUGAAAUCAGUUGGUAACGCUAUUGCUCUUAACAAGAAUGACGAAUUGGAAGAAUUGGACUUCCCUAAGUUGACUACUAUUGGUGGUGCUUUGCAAAUCUCAGACAACGACAACUUGAAGUCAUUGGAAGCUUUCAAGAAUGUCACUUCUAUUGGAGGUACCGUCAACAUCAACGGUUCUUUCGACAAUGGUACUUUUGACUCCUUGACCAAGGUUGCUGGUGGUUUCAUCUUGAAGAUUGACGGUGACUUGUCAUGUUCCGCUUUCAACAAAUUGAACUCAAACGGUGAUGUUAAAGGUGACAAAUUCCAAUGUCAAGAUCAACAAACUACUUCCUCAUCGUCAUCAGCCAAGAAGAACUCACAAUCUUCUGAUUCUUCAGACUCAAGUGAAACUGGAUCAGGUUCUGGAUCUUCCUCUUCAGAUUCAUCUUCAACUUCGUCAGGCUCAUCAAGCAAAUCUAACGACGCUUCAUCAUCAAGAGUUGGAUUGUUUGCCACCGUUGUUUCCGCUUUUGUUGCCAUUGGUGCUGCAUUGUUUUAG